AUGAUGUUGCGAGCAUACAAGCAAUUCUUCUUUGCAGUGCUUGCUGGUUUUGUUCUUGCAGUAUCAGUCGAUUCCCAGAACCAAACAGGCUUCAUUAGCAUCGACUGUGGUCUACCGAAUAAUUCUAGUUACACUGAAAGGACAACAGGCAUUAGCUAUACUUCAGACUCGAGCCUCAUAGACACUGGUGAAAGCAAGUAUUUAUCAGCUGGUUCGAGCUCUUAUCAGCCAUACUGGUACGUUAGAAGCUUCCCUCAAGGAGUGAGGAACUGCUACAAAAUAAACGUUACAAAUGGCACCAAAUAUUUGAUCCGAGUGGGUUUUCAAUAUGGGAAUUACGAUGGCAAAAAUGAAUCACCCGAAUUCGAACUACAUCUGGGACCUAAUUUGUGGGAUGUAAUGGAUUUCUCAUCGGUAUUGUUUGACACAACCAGAGAGCUCAUACAUGCCCCUCCGCAAGACUAUAUACAUAUUUGUCUGGUGAACACAAGCAAAGGGGUUCCAUUUAUAUCCUUAAUAGAACUAAGGCCUUUACUUGAUACAUUUUAUCCACAAAAAUCGGGGUCCUUGGCACUUGUCUCGCGGUAUGACACUGGUAUAUUUGCUAAUGAUACAACAUACAACUUCAGGUAUCCAACCGAUAUUCAUGAUCGAAUUUGGGACACCACAUAUUCCAUUGAUGAAAAGACGCAGUUGCAAUUAAGUACCUCAGCCAUGGUGAACAAAUCUUAUCAUGCUGACUUCCAAAUACCGUCUGCUGUCAUGAGCACUGCUGUCGCCGCAAAAAAUGCAAGCGCUCCUUUGAAUUUUUAUUGGACUGCUGCUAAUAAGAGUUCAGAAUAUUAUGUUUACUUGCAUUUUGCAGAAAUUCAAAAGCUCUCACCCAACCAGACCAGAAAUAUAUAUAUUGUUCUGAACGGAUAUCGUCAAGAGCUGUCAAUUGUUCUACCUUACCUGUCGCCAAAUACAAUUUACACCGACAGGCCCUCUACUGGAGCCACAAUACAUUCUUUUUCAAUCCUCAAGACUGAAAACUCUACCCUUCCACCAAUCCUCAAUGCCUAUGAGAUUUACGAGGCUAAAAAGUUCUUACAAUUGGAAACAAACCAAGGAGAUGUUGAUGCAAUCGCAAACGUCAAGUUAAGUUACCAAAUCAGUAAAAACUGGCAAGGAGAUCCAUGCAGCCCCCAAGUAUACAAGUGGGAAGGCCUAAAUUGUAACUAUCAUGAAUCCACACCCCCUAGAAUCAGAUCUUUGAACUUGUCCUCCAGCAGAUUAAGAGGCCAGAUAUCUCCUUUUAUAGCCAAUCUCACAAUGAUACAGGAUUUGGAUUUAUCAAACAACGACUUGACAGGACCAAUUCCAGACUUUCUGUCUCAAAUGCCAAACUUAAACGUUCUAAACUUGGGAAAAAACAAGCUCACAGGCUCAGUUCCGGCAGAACUCAUUGAGAGAAGCAAGAACAAUGUGCUAUCGUUAAGUCUCUGUGAAAAUCCAAAUCUAUCCGAAUACGGACAUGUUUCUUGCAAAUCAAGGAAGAAGAAGCACAAUGUCGUUAUUCCCGUACUAGUAUCCAUACUUGGAACUGUCAUCCUCUUGUUAACUGUAGCAGCUAUCUGCUGGAGAAGGAAUGAAGAUGAGCCAACCCAGACACCGGGUAGAAAAUUUACAAAAUCUGAGAUCGACAAGAUCACCAGCAAUUCUACACUAAUUGGAAGAGGCGGAUUUGGAGAAGUCUACCAUGGCACUCUGGAAGAUGGUACUCAAGUUGCUGUAAAAAUACUCAAUUUAUCAUCAAGUCAAGGCUCUGAAGAAUUUCAAAAUGAGGUCCAACUAUUGAUGAGAGUUCAUCAUAGAAACUUGGUUUCUCUCGUUGGCUACUGUGACGAAAGUGGCACUAUGGCGCUUGUUUACGAAUACGUCGUAAAUGGAAAUUUGCAACAGCAUUUAUCAGCUGCAGAUAUACCUUACGAGGGCUUGACUUGGAUGCAGAGACUUCAAGUUGCAGUAGAUGCAGCACGAGGAUUGGAAUACCUGCAUGAUGGUUGCAAACCGCCGAUACUGCACAGAGAUUUGAAGCCUUCCAACAUCUUGUUAACUGAGACGUUGCAAGCCAAGAUAGCCGACUUCGGAAUUUCUAAAGCUCUUGCAACUGAAACUGCCACUCAUGCCUCAACAGACAUCAGAGGAACAUAUGGGUACCUGGAUCCCGAAUAUUGCACAACUGGCCAGUACACUAGAAAGAGUGAUGCAUACAGCUUUGGGAUUGUCUUGCUAGAGCUUAUAACUGGCAGACCAGCAAUAAUAACAGAUUUAGAACCUGUACAUGUUAAUGUAUCUGAUUGGGUGAGAGCCAAAGUUGAGAGAAGGGAAAUUGAAAGCAUAGUGGAUUCGAGAGUUCAAGGGACAUACAAGUAUUCUUCUGCACAGAAAUCUAUAAGAGUUGCCCUGGCUUGUGUGUCUAAAACACCAACCGAAAGGCCAGAAAUAAGUCAUGUGUAUGACAGAUUGAAGGAAUGCUUGGAAAUUGAGAAGGCCUCUGAAGAAUCAGAGAUUGCGAGUGGUGAUGAGGGAAGAUUAAGCAGUUCAAAUCAAAUGAACACCGUUUAACAGACGUACCAUUUAGUACUAGUCCUUUGAGUGUUCUUGUUCUUCUUAGGCUUCAGGUUUGGUUUCAGUUUGUCCCCCUGGGGUGUUUUCUUUUGGCUUGUUGGGUUUCUGCUUUGCUUUUACCUUUUUCCUUUUCCUGUUAAGUUGUUUGUUGCUCUUGGACAGGGCCAGUCCUAGAACUUAAAAGAUGUGUAAAAUUAAAAGUUGACGUUAUAAAG
Molecule: messenger RNA, 2828 nt
Organism: Prunus persica (peach)
Lineage: Eukaryota; Viridiplantae; Streptophyta; Magnoliopsida; Rosales; Rosaceae
Product: probable LRR receptor-like serine/threonine-protein kinase At1g05700
Exons: 13
Coding region: 1-2610 (869 amino acids)
Biological process (GO): protein phosphorylation
Molecular function (GO): protein binding; protein kinase activity; ATP binding
Source: RefSeq, a predicted model, not a curated record